Aphanomyces invadans is the source of this 2860-nucleotide messenger RNA. RefSeq lists its product as hypothetical. Bases 19 to 2067 code for a protein of 682 amino acids. Lineage: Eukaryota; Oomycota; Saprolegniomycetes; Saprolegniales; Verrucalvaceae. Gene Ontology annotation, molecular function: metalloendopeptidase activity. Gene Ontology annotation, cellular component: cytoplasm; membrane. The record is from RefSeq and is a predicted model, not a curated record. The transcript has 5 exons. Gene Ontology annotation, biological process: cell adhesion; proteolysis.
GUUGGACCGAUCUGGGUCAUGCGUCGGUGGUGGGCAGCGGUGGCGCUUGGUGCGAUUCCUCGCGGACGUGGCCACGAGUGCAUUCACAACGACUUGGACCAUGGCGUCCCGAUCGCGUCAUCGCAAUCGUACGACGCCCAUCCGCACGAAGGCGGGACGGCGCGGUACCUCAUGGCGCAAAUGGAUGCUGCGUCUGCGUCCGUGUCGGUCGGCGCGUCGGCCCAGUACAAACCCAUUCGCAUCACGGCCAUCUUCGACGCACCGUCCAUGGCAGCCCUCGGCGCGACCAACAUGAACUUUAUCAAGGCGAAACUGGUGGCGGAUGCACUCGAGUAUUGGCGGCAAACGUUGCAGGUGAUCCCGAUCUCGGGCCCAUGGUACGCCCAACGCAACUGCAUCCAGGCGUGGAAAACGACGCCGCCAGUGUGCGACGCCGUCGAGACCGAUCAAAUGUGCAUGGAGGCGCCGAUUCCAGAGAGCCACUUUGCCCCACUCCGGGUAUGCACGUCGUGCCCGGCUCAAAACUGCGUCGGGGGAGCGUGUGCCUUUACGUCGUCCGGCACCGGCGUGCCCGACACCGACUACGUCCUGUACGUUCGAGCCGUUCAAACUGCAAACUGCGGCAACAAUGUGCUCGCGUACGCCACGAGCUGCCAGCUCGACCAGUUUGAUCGACCGACGAUGGGCAUGGUCAACUUUUGCCCCCCAAAAAUCAACGCGGAUCCGCUCGUGUACGACAAACAGCUCAACACGGCGACGCACGAGAUCGCGCAUGCCCUCGGGUUUACGUCGCAGAUGUUCUCGUACAUGAGGCACCCCGACGGCAGCCCCCGGACGCCGCGGGAUGCGUCAGGCCGGCCCCCCAUCCAACAAAACUACAAGUGCCCGAAUGCGGCCACUGCGAGCUCGAUUCAAAUGCCGAGCGACACAACUAUCCAAUUCUUCACCGAGCGCGGCCACUCGGUCGCGAAAUUGGUCACGCCGAACGUCCUGUCGUUUGUACGAAACUACUUCAAUUGCCCAACGUUGAAUGGCGCCGAGAUCGAGGACGCCGACGGCGCGUGCUUGGGCAGUCAUUGGGAAGAGCGCAUCUUUGAGCCCGAGCUCAUGAGUCCCCUCCAGAGCUACCGGAACCCUGUGACCAGCUUGACCUUGUCGUACUUUCAAGACUCGGGGUGGUACCAGGUGAACUAUACAGGUGCGCAGCCCAUGUACUGGGGGGCGAACCGGGGAUGCCCCUUUACGACGGACAAGUGCAUCCAAGGCAACGUUCCCGUCCCGAGCGAUCACUUUUGCGUCGACGCGGCCGUCGACAGCUGCUCGGUCGACCUCACGUCCCGCGCGGUGUGCACCCUGCGCACGUCAACGGAUUCGAUCCCAGCUUACAACCAGUAUUUCUCCAACCCGAGCUUGGGGGGCUCGUCCUUUGCCGACUAUUGCCCCAUUUACACGGGCUACAAGGGCGGCGACUGUCGCCUGGCCACGAAUUUGCAGUCCCCCGCCGGCACGGCUUUGAAUCUCCUCGGGGAGGCCUACGGCUCGACCAGCUUUUGCCUCAAGUCGACACUCCUCACGACCAAAAACGGAGGCUGGAGCAUCCCAGGUCGCACGACGGGCUGCUACGCCAUGACGUGCGCCGCCGGAGUCGUCACAAUCUCCGUCGCCGGGCCGUCCGGGACAACACAAAUAUCGUGUUCGCAAAAAGGCCAGUCGGUCUCGGUCACCGGGUUCACCGGCGUGCUCAACUGCCCCGACCCGGCGAUCGUGUGCGAUUCGGGCCAGUGCAUCCCGUCGUGCGGCGCCAAUGCAUUCUGCGCCGUCGGCAAGUGUACCUGCGUCGACGGCUUCACGUCCGCCUCGAAUGGCACGUGCAUCUCCAUCUGCCCCAACGCGUGCUCGGGCAAUGGCCUGUGCAACACUAAAACUACCACAUGCACAUGCAACACGGGGUUUGGGGGCGCCGACUGCAGCGCAACUGCUGCGUCGACCAAGAAAAGCAACGCGGUCGGGAGCCGGCUCACGACGACAAUCCUUGCCGGUGCAGCGGCCAUGCUCCUUUGCCUUUAAAACACUCGAACCAACGACUCAACUGUACAUGUUGUUUGGAACUGUUGUCGAGAUUUUUUUGGUACUCGACACCACCAGAUACGCGAUCGACGCGCAUGUGGGCCAGGGCUAGAGCCUUCGUCCCGAGGUCGGUGCGUGUGGCUGCUGCAGCAGCGGCAGACACACUGCUGCAAUGUUUGACUCGAGGAGAAUUUGUUGGAUCAAGGCCCGAACUUCGGCAUCGUCGCACGUAAUGCACCGGCAGAGCGAUGGAAAGACUUCGAGGACGGUUUGCGGCGACCGAUGCAGACUCGUCAAAAGCACGACCACGCGAGUUCGGUGGGUGCCAGUCGGGUCGCCAAGGAAUGCCUCGAUCGCGUCGACAAACACCGUGUUGAGUUGCUCACGGCACACGUUGCGCAGCGAUCGGUUCAGAUUCGUCGGCCCGACCAGCGUUGUCAUGUGGCGGAUGCGGGCUGACGCGAUGCGGGAAUCGUCUCCACCGGCCAAAUCCAGCAGAGUCACAAAUCGUUUGGUCAGUCGGGCGUCGUUGUACUGGAUCACCAUCAUCGCGAGGACGAGUCGUUCCAGCACCGACAACUCGAGCGCGACGGCAUCGUCAAAGUCGGGCGCAGGAACAGGUACCGGCUGGGGUGGGGCCCUCAACACGAUCUCGACGACGUCCAAUAACGCUGAAGCCGACGAUGGCGGCACCGUGUGCAGUCCGAACCCAAUGAGUGCCAAGAGCACCUUGAGAGCGUGCUUCCACAUCGUGAUCGCAGCCUUUUCGCUGGCCGUUGCCGCGCCCGGGACA